GCUUAGGCCGUGUUAUUGGUAUCCCUAUUGUUGAGUCGAGCAAUCGUGUAUAGUAAUAUCCAGCCUACACAGAUCAUUUACAGUGUAGCCUAGACUAGAACCUGACCAACAACUCUACGAAUAUACUGUCGAGAAACAGUGUAAGUGAUACUCCAAUUGAGAAGCUCUUUUAGCGUACAAGGAUAUAACUGUUCACAAUGCUGCGCCGUCAAUCGCGUUUGCGCAAAGAGUACCUUUACCGCAAAGCACUUGAGGACAAAGAGAAACAAACGGGUGAACGGAAACGCAGACUGAAAGAAGCCCUAGCCAAAGGAAAAAAGAUACCCAGCGAGCUGAAAGCCGAUGAAGCGGCACUAAGACAUGAGAUUGCUAUGGAUGAUGACAAGACGGCCAAUGUAAAGGAUCAUAUUGAUGACGAGUAUGCAUUCGCAGGGGUGAAGGAUCCCAAAAUUGUGGUUACUACUGCGAGAGAUCCUUCUAGUAAACUAUCGCAGUUUGCUAAAGAGAUUAAGCUGAUAUUCCCGAAUAGUCAGAGGCUGAACAGAGGUAAUCAUGUGGUGAAAGAGCUGGUGGAUACGUGUAAGAGUAGCGAUGUUACGGAUCUGAUUAUUCUGCACGAACAUAGAGGAGAACCAGGU
Messenger RNA from Sphaeroforma arctica JP610, 638 nucleotides. RefSeq lists its product as hypothetical. The transcript has a single exon. The annotation marks the transcript as partial. Gene Ontology annotation, molecular function: rRNA primary transcript binding; snoRNA binding. The record is from RefSeq and is a predicted model, not a curated record. Gene Ontology annotation, biological process: rRNA processing. Lineage: Eukaryota; Ichthyosporea; Ichthyophonida. Gene Ontology annotation, cellular component: Mpp10 complex; small-subunit processome; nucleolus.